Molecule: messenger RNA, 1143 nt
Organism: Lottia gigantea (owl limpet)
Lineage: Eukaryota; Metazoa; Mollusca; Gastropoda; Lottiidae
Exons: 2
Coding region: 1-1143 (380 amino acids)
Source: RefSeq, a predicted model, not a curated record
AUGAAGGUUCCGUUACCUUUGUAUGGUUUUCUAGUCAUCUUGCAAAUCUUCAUCAGCAGUGCUGUACAGAACAAUGUCAGCGAAUCUUAUACUACAGAAGACGUUGUUAAUGGAACUACACCCGGCUCACACGAUUUCUUGGAUAGCAAUGUGCAAAAUGACGUGACGGAAUCUUCUAUAAUAAAAGGCGAUAUCAGUGGAACUUCAGUCAUUCCUGAUUUCGUGAAAAAUGGAGAUAUAGCAGCAAUUCUUCAUUUACACAAACAUGGAGAUAUAGAUUUACCGACAAUUAAUCUUCCAGAUAGUCAGAAUCCUGAAUUUCUACAAUUCGUAAAAAAUGGAGAUAUGCCGCCGUUUUCAGAUUUUGUGAAGGGAAAAAACACCAAAAAUGGCAAUGCUCCGCCAAUUCCAGAGUUUGUGAAGAAAGAUUUUGUGAAGAAAAGUAUGAAAGACGGAAAUACCCCUGCCAUUCCAGACUUUGCAAAACAAGGAAACGCCCCUGCUAUUCCAGGUUUUUUGGAGAAAGGUAUGAAAGACGGAAAAUUCCCCACAAUUCCAGAUUUUGUGAAGGAAGGUAUGAAAGACGGAAAAUUCCCUACCAUUCCAGACUUUGCAAAACGAGGAAACAUCCCUGUCAUUCCAGAUUUUGUGAAGAAAGAUAUUGAAGACGGAAAAAACCCUACCAUUCCGGAUUUUGUGAAAAAAGGACUUACAGAAGGAGGAAAAUUUCCAACUAUACCCGAAGAUAUCAAAGCAGGUGGAACACCUCCUCCAAUUCCAGAGUUUGUUAAGGAAGGAAAUACGCCGCCCAUUCCAGAUUACGUUAAUGAAGCAUACAUAUCUGAUAAUGGAACAAUUUCCGAAAUGAGCGAUUCUUUUUCAAAUUUAACACGUUCCAAGUUUCCUUCAACAGAUAUAAUCGAUAAUGAUCCAAGAAUCCCAAAGUCUUUUAGAAGACUAUAUCAGAGGAGAAAAGAAAAGGAUGCCAAGCGUCGCAAUAGGAAUAAAUCAAAAACAAAUUUACUUACACAAGUAGUAACACAACCCCCGGUGACUGUUCCGCUAAUAAUUCCAGAAUUUAUGAAGCCAUAUUUACAUGAUAUUGACUCUUCAAAUUCUCAAACAGCUGGAACUAUAUUUUAA